CAAUAUUCAUUCACUCGUUACACCUUCUCGUUUUCAUAUAUCACCAAGUAUUCCUUCGACUCCCGCUCUUCUUACCAUACGAUUCUAGAAGAAGUCACUCAUCAGACUCAUCAAACAUAAGGAUCAAGUAUUUCUAUUGGCCCGGUUUGGAUGAGUCGGCGUUUGCACAAGGCUCCCUUGGGUACGACGCGCUCACUUGCCGCUAGGCAGGCACAGGCACCGUGACAAAGCUAUAUAAGACUUUACUCAUACAAUCUUAUCAUUCCUCUGCAUCGUCCGGGUCUGUGUUUGUAUAGGCGAAAGUAUGCUGGAACCUUGGGAUGAAGUUAUCGCCCUUCAAAAGGAGCGCCAACUUUGCGCCGACGAUGUACAGGCCAUCAAAGCGUCUUGCAUAAGAGAUCACAACAAGAAGCAUCCCCUUGAGUGCCCAGAUUGCUGGACUCGCCUCCUCAACCGUAUUAGGGAUCGAUAUCUCAACUCUGCCUCCAAGGAAUGGUUUUCAGGUCGGCGGCCGUUUCUGCUCGAACUUGAUACUAUGUUUUCCAAGGCUCAUAAUUCCGAGGUAGACCUCAAGACCAUCGAGCAGCGCAUACUAGAAGAGAAGAAAGAGUGGUAUAGAGAUAAAUUAAAAAAUCUAGGACUUCAACACGCAACUAAGACUCCAUCCGAGGAACGGACUUUGCAGCAAAGGAUUGGUGACCGGAGCGUUACCGUAGAGCAGCUUGCUUCGGAACUGAGGGGGGCCUUUAGUGACGGUGCUGUCCAGAACAAGCAAGCGUUCAAUGGGUUUAUAGAUCGGUUAAGGCUUGCCAACUCCCCACAAGCACGGAAUGAGGCCUAUAUCGACAUCUUCUUCCAACCCGGCCACGACACGUCCGGUGCUGCAAGAUCUCAAAAAUAUAUUGACAUGAUUCGGACUGGGACACCGAUCGCCGACGCAAUCGGUGCAAUGAUCCGUGAUCGGCAUUCGGCUAAAGGGGAGCAGGAUCAGAAACAAGCACUUCAUAGAAAGCUUGAGGAGCUUAAGAGAGCUAAGGCGGCACACGAGCUUGACAAGGCACGAAGAGACAAGGCUCGGCAGGAUAGAGCUAGAGCGGUAGCGCCUUCGAGUGGCCAGCAGAACCUCCCCUCGUGUGCAGUCUGCUCAAAAAUCCCAGACGCGCAAGAUUUUAUCAUAUGCCCUCUGUGCCAAGUACUUAGCGACUGUUACGACCUUCGAAUCGAACCUACGUUAUUCUGUUCUCAAGAGUGUGAAGACGAGCGUUACGACACACAUGUUGAAGCAACACACGAAUGCACCUCUGGCCAAACUUGCGUUCGCCUUCACGACGAAGAUGUCGAAAUGGACGAAGGUGGGACUAGCCUAGUAUUCUGUCGAGAAUGUGUAGAAGCCCUCGGUGUUCCGUCUAUUUUUUGUUCGUCUCGCUGUUUUAACGAGAAUUUUCAGCAUCACCGGGACACUAUACACAUUCCAGAACGGAAAAGGACUGGGCACGAAGUUGGUGAUGACGAUCAGCUUGAAUUUAUUCCGGAAGAUAAGACAAAGUAUCACGCCAGAAAGAUCGAGGAUCACCUUGUCACAUUUGAUGAUAUUAUGACGGAAUGGCAGCGGAAGACGAGCGCCGCUGUGAAAUAAGGAUCUCGAGGUUAUAGAUGCCAUAAAUUCAAUGAUUUGCAUUGGUAUCUUAUUAAUUGACUCCUGACCGUAAGAGUAUGCGAUAGAUGAUACAUGUAUAUAUAAAAAUAUCUAUGUAUAUCCAAAUAUGUAACUAUAGCAUAUA
Annulohypoxylon truncatum is the source of this 1781-nucleotide messenger RNA. RefSeq lists its product as uncharacterized. NCBI's taxonomy places the organism in Eukaryota, Fungi, Ascomycota, Sordariomycetes, Xylariales, Hypoxylaceae. The transcript has a single exon. The coding region runs from base 305 to 1636 and encodes 443 amino acids. The record is from RefSeq and is a predicted model, not a curated record.